AAUGGGAAGGCCAUGGGUCGAGAUGGUAGGUAGGGCGUAGUGAACACUACGGCGGAAAAUGGCGCCCAGCUCGAAAACCGAAAAGGACGGUAACAAACAAACGCAGAGAAAACACAAAGAACAUGUCGUCAAGCUUCUGAACCGUGGAAGGUUGUCUGGCCAGUAUUCUCAGCGCUUGUUCAGGAAACUACCACCGCGCGUCUGUGUUCCCCUGAAGAACAUAGUCAGCGAGGAGUUCCUCAGAGCAGGACACAUCUUCCUGGGGUUCACUAAGUGUGGUCGUUAUGUGCUGUCCUACACCAGUGACUGUGGAGAGGACGAUGACUUCUCCUUCUACACCUAUCACCUCUACUGGUGGGAGUUCAACCUACACAGCAGACUCAAACAGGUGCACCAUGUGCGUCUGUUUACAGGUGAGGACAUCUACAGUGAUCUCUACCUGACAGUGUGUGAGUGGCCCAACGACCACUCCAAGAUCAUCAUCUUUGGCUUCAAUACUCGUAGCUCCAGCUCGGUGUUGAUGAAUCUGAUGAUGAGUGAUGAGAACAAUAGAGAUAUCUACAUCACCAUCGCCUCCAUGCCUCCUCCUAGACCCUGCUCUCAGUGCUGCCCUACAAACACCUCUACUAUACGCACAGGUAGUGGAGAGUGUCUGGAACAUGGUUAUAUGUUGAACAGUCGGUACCAGGUGGUCUAUCCCUUCCCCACCUUCCAGCCUGCCUUCCAGCUGAAGAAAGACCAGGUGAUCUUCCUCAACACCUCCUAUUCCCUGGUGGCCUGCUCUGUGUCCCUCUGUCCAGCAGGUGAGCAGGGUCAUUCGACUCAGAUCCUGUUCAGAAAGAGAGCCACAGCCCCCACCUCAGAACAUCAAUCCCCUCCAUCGCCCUCUUCAUCCUCUUCCUCUCAUGGGUCUCCCGACAGCCGCCCGCUAACCGCCAAACCAAGCCCCGCCCCUCUUUCCCCUAGCCAAUCACAAGCUGCCGCCCGGGCGCGAGAGUUUGCCGCCGACCUCUUCAGACGUGCCCAGGGAGGAGGGAGGGAAAACGAGGGAGGAGAGAGGAGAGGGAAAACGGAGGGAGGAGAGGAGCCCGUGGUGACUGAGAGAGAAGGGGUGAGCGUGGAGAGGGAUAGAGAACAGAGGGAAGACACACAGAUGGAUCAACUGACUAGCGCACCACAGACUUCCACUUCAGCUGGGAACCAAAGUUUGUUGCGACCUUUGCAGGAGGACUCUAUUCAGUGUAGUGCGGUGUCUCCUGCCUCCUCCUCCUCCUCGUCCCCCCCCACUCCUCAGUCUUCUCAGGAAGCAGGCUGCAGCGAGCCGGGAUAUGUCAACUACACCCGCUUGCAGUACCGCAUGCCACAGCCGGGGGCGCCAGAGCAGGCUGCAGGAGGUUAUGAGGAUGAUAAGGUCCAGCUGCCCUUCACUGUGACUGACCUGAAGGGACGCAACCUACAGCUGGUCACUGGGCCCCACAACGGACAGAGUGUGUGUGUGGAGCAGUUGACUCUGGACUUUGAGUACCUGAUAAACGAGGUGAUCCGGAGCGACGCCCGCUGGGCUCCUCAGUUCUGUUCCUUCAACGACUACGACGUUGUUAUACUGGAGGUGUGUCCAGAGACUAACACAGUGGUGAUCAACAUUGGGCUGCUGCUGCUGGCGUUCUCCAACCCUGAAGAGGAACACUGCAGGCCCAACACCUACCACUCCAGUCUGCAGGUGAGCUGGGACCUCAACACAGGAGUGUGUCACACCGUCGGAGUCGGUGACCUCACUGAGGUCAAGGGUCAGACCAGUGGCAGUGUAUGGAGUUCCUACAGGAAGUCUUGUGUUAACACAGUAAUGAAGUGGCUGGUUCCAGAGAGCAGCUCUCGUUACAUCAACCGCAUGACCAACGAGGCCCUGCACAAAGGUUCCUCUCUACAGGUGUUAGCUGACAGCGACCGGAGUACCUGGAUCAUACUAUGAGGGACAACAGAGGGGUGUCCUGACACCAGAGGCUCGGACUGUCACACACACACUGACACACACCGACACGCAUACAGUAAGCCUGUUUAGCUGCUACAGUAACAGUCAUAGGUUUCCUCUCAAAUGGCACCCUAUUCCACAUGUGGUGCACUACAUUUGACUGUUUCCCUUUAUGACUCUGGUGAGAAGUAGUGCUCUAUAUAGGACCUUCAGACUCCAUUCUGGACCUGGAAAGCAGUUCCACUGUUUCAUUGUUCCCCUCUAAUCAGGGACUGAUUUAGACCUGGGACACCAGGUGUGUGUGCAAUUAAUGAUCAGGUAGAACAGAAAGCGAGCAGGCUCCGGACCUCGUAGGGUCAGAGUUGGAUACCCCUGAUUUAGGGAAUAGGGUGCCAUAUUGUCAUGAAUCUGUGCACCUGCCUCUGUGUGUGUGAUGUUGUAGGAUGGAAGAAUCAGGAGGCAUUCAGUGUGUUUUCCACAUGUUCUGUUUUUGUUUGACUAUAUAAUGUAACAUUUGCACCCAUGGAUCCAGAGCUGAACUGAACAAAGAUGAUUUUACUGUGGGUUUUUAGUUUAGUUUGUUUGGUGUAACUUUCCGUUUUAUGACUGUGUGAGAGAGAGAUGUAUAUAGAGAGAAGUUGUGUGGUCCUCAUGCCUCCGAGAUUCUGCUGCUGUUCUCGGAACCUAAAGGCCACUCCUCUAAACCAGCUCUGUCCAGGUUCAUCUGGUUUUAUCCAGUUUGAUCCAGGUCUGAAUCUCCAUGUCUGUCUGAUUGCAACAGGGCCUACACAUGAACUGGAGUGACUGACGUUCCCCUAAGUACAGAUCUAGGAUCAGCUUCCCCUCCCCCAAUCAUAACCUUAACCAUUAGUGGUUGGGAAUGUGAAACUGACCACAGAUCAGUGUCUUAGGGCAACUUCACCAUACACCCUGUUCAUCACCAUCAUCUGUCUCUUAUUUUACCAUUGACAGAUUUCUUCUUGGAUGCGUCCAAAAUGGCUCCCUAUGUAGUGCACUACGUUUUGUCCAGAGCCUCAUAAGCUCUCAUAGAGCUUUGGUUAAAAGUAGUGCACUACAUAGGGAAUAGGGUGUCAGUUCAGAUUGUCCCCUUCAUAAAUGUAUUUGUAUGUGGAGUUAACUUUCCCAAAAUUCCCAGGUUUUCUAGAAAUCCUGGUUGAAGGAUUCCAGAUUAGUCCUUCUUCCCAGGAAUCUUUUUAGGAAAGUUACAACCCUAGAUGGAGCAGAGGUUUAUGGGAUAUGGAGUUAAGCAACCUGUUAUUAUCUGGAUGUAUUUUAACAGACUGGACAGAGAGAGCAUGGUUCACUUGAUUAUUUUUUCAUAAAAAUAAAUAAUUGAAAGAUUCA
Salmo salar (Atlantic salmon) is the source of this 3334-nucleotide messenger RNA. The record is from RefSeq and is a predicted model, not a curated record. NCBI's taxonomy places the organism in Eukaryota, Metazoa, Chordata, Actinopteri, Salmoniformes, Salmonidae.